UUUCUUAUUUUUAUAAUACUAGAUAUUGUCGAAACAAAGUAUUAUAAGUUUAACGAUAGCUUCGUACUCGAUUAGUGUAUUUAAAAAGCACUAUAAUUGUCAUUACAGUUACGAAAUAAAAUUUAAAACACGCUAAUAAUGAGGCUUAUAAUCUAGGGAAGAACCGAUUUCCAAGAUUGAACGAAUGUAAUUCCGUCGCGCAACCUAUCGGCACGCGGUGGCGAACGAUGCAACGGUUUGAGAACCACUGUCAUCGGCGUGUAGGGGCGUCGUUGCUGCGUGCAAUGUGUAUCGUGUAGGCGUUGGCGAGGAGGAGACAAGUCGGGGAUGUGUCCGUAAAAAACUUGCGGUUUCUGCGUACUCUGCCGCACGUGCACGCUCGAAAUCGUGUUCCGUGAACGAUCGAGUCCCGACAAAAUUAUACUGCAUGCCUGCAUCGUUCGAAAGCGUAUUGCGAACGGGUCUAACAAUUACAGGCAAGGAAAAAAAAGUGUAGCCAGUGCUCCGUAUAUUCUUUCGUUUCUUCGAAAGGCCGCGUACCGUGCGUAUAUAUUUCGGUCUUUUGUCACGGACGUUUAAGACGCGAGCAAAUAACUCGAAUCAGAGGAAUCGUCUAUUUGAUUCUACAGAGACGAACGACGUGCUGCAGAAACGACGCCCGUACCAGGAUGCUAGGACAUCUCCAAAGGGCCAUUGAGUUGAUCGGUGUUACUCGUGUGAAUUGAUUUCAACUCAAUCCGUAGUAAACGAGAGCAAAGCCUUGCAACGGAAAGAAGGAAAGAAAGGAAGAAAGAAAGCGCGAAAGAUUUGUUUUUACAGAAAGAUAAAGAUAGAGAGACGACAGGGAGGAACCCGAGGAGAGAAAGAAUCCGACGGAGAGUGUGUAUACAGGAGAUGUUCGGAAUCUUGAGACAAGAUCCUGGUGCGGGAGGAUUUCACUAUCAGCGACUACGAUCGAACGUAUUAUCACACGGUGGAUUCUUCGGCGUAUGAGACAGCAUUCACCGAGAGGAAUCAUAAAUAUAUCGGCGCUGAAUCGUGUUCGUGAAAAAACAGUGUUGUGGAAGAAAACGUGCGGUGGACAGAGAGGGUGGAUGACACACACGGGACGCGUAUCGGCCGGCCGAGGGAACGAAUUUGCGGAUUCGUCGCCGGUGUAUUACGUCGUGCGACGAAGCUUCUUGGAAUGUGACGAGGGACUUCCGGCGUGGGAAAUAUCGUAGAAAAGGAGACGUCAUCAUUGACUGCUGAGCCGCAAGAGACGAAAAAUCAGCUGGUAUGUCAAAUAAUCAGCUGGUUGACUCCUGUCUGCUGGUGAAUCGUCGAAUCGUCGAGAGACAGGAGCACAGUAUAACGCACACUGAGAUCACACAGAGACGCGUUCUCCAGGAGAAGGGCCCCGACAUGCCGCAAUACACCGGACAGAGUGAUGCAGAUUACCACGGAAGUAACGGCCAGGCGGACACCCAUUCGUUGCAUUCGUCUCAUUUGUCUGUCCAAGAGGAUCCAUUACUUAUCCGCAGCCAUAAGCAGCAAACUACUCAACAAGUGACAAACGUGUCGAAGGUUGUUCGCGAGGUAUCACACAUGGAGCCAGAUCCAGGCGCAGUGAGUUACAUGUCAGUUCCAUUGAUGUCUCAGGAUUAUCAGCACGCGGACCGGCGAUACCCGGCGGACUCGUACAUGGUCGGUUUUGAACAUUACGAGCCGUACCUCGGCUAUCCACCACAGCCAGGGUAUCCGGGUCCGCAUGGUAUCUACAUGCCACGCUCGCAUUCUCCUCACAGUCCUCAUAGUCCUUCUGAGCACAGUCGUGCCUCGCCUCCGCAUGAAUACCUACGUAAGGCGGCGCCAUAUGUGGAAGGCGGUUACAACGACAUCGAUCCAGGUUUGAAUCCCGCGUUGCAAGAUCAUUAUCGUAUUACUCCUAGUCCUGGUGGUCCCGGAGAUCAAUAUGAUCAAAUCAGCAACUCUUGGAAUAUGGAUGACUCUGGCGAACCCUCUCAGCAUCCUCAUGACGAGAAUAAAGUGGCUUACGGUUACGUGUCUCCGUCCCCUUAUGGACCUGUUGGAUACGGCCCUGGCGUCGGGGUAGGUCCAGUCGCAGUUCCUAGCGAUGUGCCCGGUUACGACGAAGGCCAUCCGGUCCCACUCACCUCUGGAGUUCCUCCGGGAAUGUUUGACGACGAGGUUCAUCUUCAACGGCUACAAUCUCGACAUCCGGUGGUGCCCGGCAUGGCCAGUCCAUUGGACGAUGAUCAGAAGUCGAUGAGAUGGCGAGAUCCGAACUUGUCGGAGGUGAUCGGCUUCCUGAGUAAUCCGAACAACAUCAUCAAGGCGAACGCUGCCGCGUAUCUGCAGCAUCUAUGCUACAUGGACGAUCCAAAUAAGCAGAAGACGCGAAGUCUAGGUGGAAUACCACCGUUAGUGCAAUUAUUGGAUCACGAUAAUCCAGACGUGUAUAGGAACGCAUGUGGCGCGCUGCGGAAUUUGUCUUACGGUAGACAGAACGACGAAAACAAGAGGGCUAUCAAGAACGCCGGCGGUGUUCCGGCCUUGAUCAAUUUAUUACGUAGGACGUCUGACGCGGACGUGAAGGAACUGGUGACGGGGGUUCUUUGGAAUUUAUCCUCGUGCGAGGACCUUAAGAAAUCCAUCAUCGAUGAUGGCGUAACGAUGGUGGUGAACAACAUAAUUAUCCCGCACAGUGGCUGGGAUCCAAGCUCUUCCAGUGGCGAGACGUGCUGGUCGACCGUGUUCAGAAACGCAUCUGGCGUCUUAAGAAACGUCUCUAGCGCUGGCGAGUAUGCGAGGAAGAAACUGCGCGAGUGCGAAGGUUUGGUCGACGCUCUUCUUUACGUAGUACGAUCCGCCAUCGAGAAGUCGAACAUCGGGAACAAGAUCGUAGAGAACUGUGUUUGUAUUCUGCGAAACCUGAGUUAUCGGUGUCAGGAGGUGGAGGACCCAAACUACGACAAACAUCCGAUUCAGUCGACCGUUCAGAACAGGGUAGCUGCUCCAGUCAAAGGUGAAAAUUUGGGUUGCUUUGGCGGCAGCAAGAAGAAGAAGGAUGGUCAACCAGUGCAAAAGGAAACGACCGCAUCUCGCACUACCAGCCCUAGAACGGAACCCGUCAGAGGAAUGGAGCUACUCUGGCAGCCAGAAGUGGUACAGUCUUAUUUGAAAUUGCUGCAGACAUGCUCAAAUCCGGAGACUCUCGAGGCGGCGGCUGGGGCGCUUCAGAACCUCGCAGCCUGCUACUGGCAGCCAAGUAUUGAAAUUCGUGCGGCUGUGAGGAAGGAGAAGGGACUUCCCAUUUUGGUGGAGUUGCUGCGGAUGGAGGUGGACCGCGUAGUCUGUGCUGUGGCCACAGCCUUAAGAAAUCUAGCGAUAGACCAGCGUAACAAGGAGCUGAUCGGAAAAUACGCGAUGCGUGAUCUCAUUCAAAAGUUACCUUCAGGAAAUAAUCAGCACGAUCAAGGAACAAGUGACGACACAAUCGCCGCCGUUCUCGCCACAUUGAACGAAGUGAUCAAGAAAAACGCCGAGUUCUCGCGAUCUCUGUUGGAUGCUGGCGGUGUCGACAGAUUGAUGAACAUUACUAGGCAACGCCAGAAAUACACGCCUCGUGUUCUUAAAUUUGCAGGACAAGUUUUGUUCACAAUGUGGCAGCACCAAGAGCUGAGAGACGUUUACAAGAAGCACGGCUGGAAAGAGCAAGAUUUCGUCACGAAAACGGUGGCAGCGCGAAAUUCAGGGCCUAAUUCACCUAACAAUGCCAAUAGCUAUGAUUGUAGCACCCUAAACCGACCGAUGGCGAGUCAAGGGAGCACCAGAUACGAGGACAGAACGAUUCAGAGAGCGAACAUGAAUUCGAAUAACGUCGGUCGACCCACUAUAUAUCAGCCUCAACCGAAACCCGGUGAGCCGCUCUACGCGCAAGUUAACUUGGAGAAGAAAAAGAAGCGGCAGUAUGAGCUGGGGGUGGGCCAGGCGCAGGGUCAGGGCCCGGUCGUCGGCUCGGGAGUGGGCGUCGCGGCCGGUGCACCCACGGCUGGUCAGUGGGUAGCCGAUGGUGUUGGUGUUCCCGAUGGCUCGGCCGCCACCGCAACGGUAAACGUUCCACCGAAUUCGACUGCCGCCUCAGCCGGUGAUUCCUGGGUAUAACAGGGUGUCCAUGGUCCAGCCGCCGUCCAGGGGGCAGCCAUCCUUCCCCCGAGGCUGCUGUACGCAUAGAAGACGAUUUCACGACUCCCAGUUGCGGGAAUCAUUGAAAGAUGGACGAGGACUUUGUGUCUGAAACGUAAAAGGAGAAACAAGGGAAAUAGUAGAAAUUAAUCUUGCCGAUUUUUUGCUGGAUGAUGGAUAGAGAAGACUGGUCAGGGCAUUGAGGACAAGGAUGGAUGAUAGGAUUCUUGGUUUUGUAUUUUCGGUUAGGUCGUUACUGCACUGAAAAUGAUACGCGUUGUUGGAAGAUACGAUGUAUAUUGGAGGGAACCGGAAGACUGAGGACAAGAAGGGUAUAGAGGUGUUAGUGGCUGAGACACGGAAGCCUCUUAAAUAAGCUUCCAUGGAAGUUUAGAUCACCGAGUAUCUGCUUAAGACGGUCUUACCAAGAAACGAAUAUAUAACAAUUGAAAAAGAAAUAUAAAAAAGAAUUCGCACUCCGCACCCCACGUUAUCGAUGUAUACUAGACACGGAAAGCGACUUGUCCGACCACAUCCGCAGCAGUAGUCGCACUAAUGGCUCUAAACCUUCAUUGCACAAUUCUAAAUUAAUAUAUACACUAUAUAUAUAAAUAUAUAUAUAUAUAAAUAUUAUAUGUAUAUGUAUAUUUUAAGGCGGUACUCUUGGAGAAAGGAUUACAAAAGUACUACUAAGGUUAAGUAGUCGGUAUUGCUACGAACGAUUAUAUUAAUAAUAUCAAUGUUAAUGAUAUUAAUAUUAUUAAUAUUAUUAAUAAUAUCAGCGAGUAACGCGGUCGCGAGGCCGUCGCUAUAAAUAUAGGAGGGUAUAAAGAUGAAUGAAUAUAUAUAUAUAUAUAAAUAUAAAUAUAUCAUAUAGGUAUAUCAUACACGUUAACUGCUACACCGACACCGACACCGACACCGACACACACACACACACACACACACACGUUAGGGGGGCGUAUCGAUUAAGCUACGUUAUUGUAUUAUGUAAACUUCUGAGGCUGUGGGUGUGGCAUGUAACGAGGAUGGCGAAUAUUUGCGAGUUGCACUUUGUUUUUUGUUCUCCGAGUUUUCCAAUCGGUUGGAUCGCGCGAAACAAAGAGUGCGUGGAAAAGAAACAAAAAAAAUGCGAGCGAGUGUGUAAACUAGCAUGAUACUUUCGUUUGGGUGCCGAUAUAAAAAUGUCCACUCGUAAACGUAAAAGCGUAAAAGGAAGAAUAAGAAAAUGGGGAAAAGGAGGGGAAAAGUGGUGGAACGAGCACCCUUGUCGAGAACCACAUUGCCAAUAGAUGAGAUCGAUUGCAUCUCAUCGUGCAAAAAAUCUGUUCUCGUUCUCGAGGAUGGCUGCUCGGUUGAAACGCGAAGAAAAGAAUAAAAAGCUAAGACGAAGGACAUAGAAAUGGAUUACUCGUCGGUCCUCUACACACACGAUUAUCAAGGUUCUUCGCUGUUACGUUUCGUCAUAUUCUAAUGUAUUGCUGUCGUGUAAAUGGUUGAAACGAGAAACAGAUAAGAAAGGAUAUAGAAAUGCAACCGAUAUUAGAUCGAGACCAAGUGAACGAGAAAGAAUCGACGAAAAGGGGGAUUUAAGAAAGAAAGGGUGCGAAUGAGCAGAGAGAGGAAAUAUGUGAUGUUCAAUGUUAUCGAAUGUUUGACAGAGAUGACACUAUUGAUAACCGAUAUACAUAUUAUAUAUAUAUAGAUAUAUAUACAUAUAUAUUAUAUGUAUACAAAUAAAUAUAUCCUUGUUCUAUUUCUUAAAUAAUGUUAUUAUGACAGUUGAAAAAAAUCGAUUGUGUUCGUGAUUAUAGCUACUGAGAGAAAGUAUAACACCAACGCGGGGACAAAAGAAAUAUAAUUCUCCCUCGUCGAUUCAGAAUUAUAUAUACAUAUAUAUAUAUAUUAUAUGUGUGUGUGUGUAUAUAAAUGCUUCGUGCAGUAUGCACGUCACGAUCGACUAAAUAAAUAAAUAAGUAAAUAAGUAAAAAGAAAAAAAAGAAAGAAGAACAAUCAUCGAUCUCGUCGGUCGUCUCGCAUAACCGGUCCAAACGUUCGUUCAUCCUCUAAGCGUACUUUUUCGAUAUCUAUCAACCGCGUAGUCGUUCAUAACAGCCUAACUUUUGUACAUAUUCAUCCUUCAUAUUCAGGCGAAUUUGUUCGCUUUUUUCUCAUUAAUCGAACGAACGACGAGAUCGAAUUAAGGACAAACGAGCGAAUUAACGAUGGUGACCAUAGAAAACUGGUUUCAACGAUCGUCGACGUGCCACCGGAAGCAGAAGAUGUAUCGCCGUUACCCUGCCAGAUAUCAGUCGCGUCAGGAUCGACCCUCCUCGAGAAGGGAUCGGGUGAAAGCUCGUGCGAUCGUUUCUGUUACGACGAAGGAACGAUCUGUAACGUCAUUAAUAAUAUAGUAACAAUGUUUCGAUAUUUCGAUAAAAUAUCACGAACUAUACGUCAUAUACUAUUUAUACAAGCGCUUUCGAACGAAUGCUGUCAAUGCACCCAUUGCGCGGAAUAUCUACAGUCACAAGUGAGCCAUAACGAUAUUCUACCGCCUAUGGGUAUUCGAUUUACGAUCGGAUGGGAUUCUCGCAUUAAUUACGAUCAAAUAUGCCGAUACACCGUCUUUUAUGUCUGGCCACUGUUGCGCUAUUGCUACGAUCAUUCAUAACACGAUUUCGAACAGAAACGAGCGCGCGAUCGCGAUUACUAUGGAGAUAGCGAGCCGAUAAUGGGUAACAAACCGCGCCUCUUCACGAAUCGAGAGGCACCCUUCGAGCUUAUCGUUCGGACUGCUAGCAGAUCAUCUACGCGCGCGAAUUUGCCGCGAGAACCUCUUAGAGGACCUUGGACCAUUCCGCUCAAUGUGACACACACGGCUCUGACAAAUUUCUGUCCUUUUCUCACUCGCGUCUUCGACGAAUUUCGAUUCUGAAGUUUUCUCAAAUUCGAAUCGAGGAUGACGUCUUGCGUAUCCUCGAUGACUUUGCAAAGUUUGGAAUUGACAUCGUAGUUCGAGAUCUUUGCUGAAAUUUCAGCAAGUUUUAGACGUUGACGAUUGACUUUGAGAUCUUUUUUCAUUCUUCUUUUUGUACGAAGGCAUUUCUUGAGAAAUUUCACGCGAUCAGUUACGUGGACUAUCGAGAUUAAAUAUUGAGGAAUGCAGACAAAUACGUUUCGAUAUUUCGUCUAUCUAAGGAAAAGUUCGAAUUGAAUUUGACGAUGGAAACACGAGUCGAGGAAGGGACGAUAGAACAAAUUAAUCGCGAUCCUCUUCGACGAUUCGAAAGAUCCUUGUUGAAGCGUGCUGGAUUAAUCGUUACAUCGUCGGAGGAUUGACAGAGCCGCGACUAUUGACUCGAACGAACCGAAAUUUUGAUAUCCGCUUUUCAUUGUUUUCGUGUACCAACGUUUCUAAUUUUCUACGAGAAUUAACGAGCAAGAGAGAAUUGAUGGAGGGAGACGGACGAUUUUUGUAAAUGUAGUCUGCGGGGCGACGUGCUCGCAGAAAAAAGAAAAAAGAAAAAAAAAUGAUAAAACGACACGCUUUCGAGGAAAGACAACGUGCUGUUGUUAUACUACAAUGUGUAGAAUGAUCGAAGGCUGAUCAGUGAAAUUGAGAAAUUUGUAUCUACAUAGUUGAAGAAGGAAAUCUAUGCUCUGCCGAGAAAAUCAUCUUAUUUGAAGUACUUCUCCCUUGAGCAUUUAUGAUUUUGUAAUGUUCGUUACGCAAUUUUUAACAAUUAUUAUGAUAUCGCAUUAUCACCUACUCGUUUCACUUUGAAGAUUAAAUUUCCUUUUAAAGUGACAAGUCGUAUUUUUCGUGUAAUCUAACAGUGUAAAUGAAAACAACCUCGUGUCACUGAAGUUCUUGUAUGUUUUCGCACACUCACGCACGCGACCAAAGUUUUGACAAUUAGACGAAUCUUAUUUCUAAAACGUACAUUUGUGAAUUUGACAUUUAUUCGAGCUGUCAUUUAUAUUUUUAUUGUCGUCUUACCCAAUAAUUUUCCCAACUUAGUGAAGAUCUUUUCUUGGUGAAACGUUAAUUCACACAGAAGUUUUUAAAUUUUUUAAUUGAAUACAAUUUCUCGGCACUGCAAUAUAUUACCUUCGUCGUAUACUUAAAAAUGGGUCUUGUAAACAAUUUCAAAAGGCUAACUUUAUUUACGUUUUCGGCCGAUUCCGUCGUUCGUUGCAUGAUAUACCUAAGUACGUGCGGACUUUUAUAGAAAUUAUCCUUAAACAGAAACCUAUGUUUGCGUCUUUGUACGAGGCUCGUUCGAUUUCUCGAAGUAUCUUCGGAUAUAUCACAUAUAUUUUUCUUUCUCUUAUCUUUCAAAGAUUUUCGUUAAAUUCUCUUCGUUUUCCUUUUUUUUUUUUUUUGAACAAUGGCAGCUAUUAUGGCAGUUACUUUUUAAUAAAUUUUCUGUAUCUGUAUGCAUAAUACUUUGUAAAGAGGCUUCGCGCAAAUCGAACGUGAAUCUAUUUUGAACAAUUCGAAUAUUUCUGAACGUUUUGUAUUCAGUGACUGUUAUAAUUUAUUAAUUCUAUAAAAUAGGUUCAAGACUCUGUUUAUCGAAAUCGCUUAAACGCGCGAGUCCUUUCAGUCGAAGGAUUCGACGGUAGAUCGACGAAUCGAUCGAUACGCUGUUAUGAAAGGUUUCAGCCUACGGUUUCUAAUGGAUAAGAAGAAAAGGGUCAAAAAGAAAACGCAAAAAAAGAAAAGAAGCACCGAGAAGCGAUGCGUCCGGAAUUUUUUUAACGAUGUCGUGUUUUACUAACGAAUUUUUACGCCGUUUUUUACACGAUUCUUACCGGCCUAAGGAGCUGUCUUUUCCACGAACAGCGAUCGAAGCUGUUUGCGUUGCUGCUUUCUCGCGGAACUAAUCGCGAAUCGAUCUCGAUCCUUUGAAUUAAAACAUGCCGUUUGUUAAACGAACAUUGAAAAUCGGAAUAAUUUUUCUUCGACUAUUUGUCUUGAAAAUAACAGAAAUUAUUGUCCUUUUCCAUUAAUCCAAACCUCCCUUGUCUUAAUAAUCAAGUUUCGCAAUAUUCAACGAUAUUAACCAACUAUCGUUAGAUUUUUGAAAUGUCAUUAUAUACAUAUAUUUAUACAUUUUAAAUACAUGUCAAAUUGGAAAAUCAAAACUUAAAUACACCCUGUUUACUGGGAACUUGAAUAAUUUCUUUUGUUUCGGUAACCAGUUUCAUCGAACUAGAAAAAUUCUAAAAUAUUUAUGAACCGUCAUUGAAAUUCUAUGUUUUUACAUAUCGAGUAUCCAUAAAAUUCGCGAGAUUAAAGCUUAAGCAUUUCACAUUUCAUUACGUACGUACCAAUAAUCUGUGCGGAUGAUUUUAACAAUCAAACGCGAUCGAUUUCGAUUUCUGAGUUGUUCCGACCGAAGAUCCAAAAUUCAUCCUUCACCGCGAUCAUCGUCACCGAUCACUCAAAGAAGACUGAUAGCGCAAAACUCGAGUGAUUCCAUUAGACCGCUCCAUGAAGAAUCGAUUUUGAAAAGAGGGAAUACGAAGAAUGAAACGGAUCGAGGAGAUCGGGAAACGGAUACGAGGGAAACUUCGCAACACAUCCACGUGAAAGUUACAAGCCAACUAGCAGGACGAACCAACGGUUGACCUCGAAGCAACUCAGAGGGAAAUUUCGAAUUUUCACCGUUACCGAGGAGGAGGAGAACAGUGAGCGAAUGCGAGGGCGAGAGAGAAAGAGAGAGAGAGCGAGCGUGAGAGAGAAAGAAAGAGAGAGAGAGAGAGAGAAAGGGAAAAAGGCGAAAGACAAGAAGGAAAAUGCUAGAAAGAAUUUCAUGCAUUUCAUAUACAUACAAGCAUACACGUUACGUAUACAUACACGCAUACGUAUACACAUAGGGUGAGAAAGAAAGAACGAAUGACGAAUAGAGAGAAAGUAAAAAGAGAGCGAGAGAAAGAGAGAGAGAGAGAGAGAGAGAAUGACACAAACACGUGCAUAACAAAUAGAAAAAAAAUGAUAGGCUACAGUGCUGCAUACGUAUUUAAAUUAAAGGAGCAUUAAAUAAGCAUGGAUGUGCAUUUUAGAUGUAUUAGAGGAGUUUCACCACACAUUUAGUAUUAGUUGUAAAACGUUGUAGUCCGACUUGGGGAGAAUCUUUGGAAGUUUUGCAUUUUCUUCGAGAAAAUUUCCCUUCUUUAAUUCUUUCGACUAGAUUUUUUUAUUGCAAAAGAAUUUCUAAGCUUUCAAAGCAUUAUAUAUUUCGUUUAAUAAAUGGCUGGUCAAAAUGAAUUUCUCUUUCUUAAGGAACCUGUAACAAGUUACUAAAAGAAUUCUAAUGUUAAUCGGAUAAUUUUAGCCUAAUUUUUCCUUGAUUUUACGAUCAUAUAACAUCGAUAAGAUUGUUUUUUCUCGAAGGUUUCUCCUCAGUCGUCUCCCUUGAGAGAAACGCGGUGGAGAUUAUCAUUGUCAUGAUCAUUAUCACUGUCAUCGCCGUUUUUAUUUAACUUGUACGUGUUUUACGCAAUUUAUCGACGACAAGCAAAUACUAAAUGAAGUAGGUAUAUAAUAUAUAUAUAAUUUGUUAAGACGGGGAACGAAGAGCAAACAUAUUGUCAUUAUUUUAUUGACGUCGUAUUAUUUAUAUCGAAGGAGUACCAUAGUAUAUACAAUAAUUAUUAACGAUAAAAGAUCGACUAGUGUAUUUCGAACCCGACUGACAACAAUUAAAGAAUUUAAUUGCGCUGAAA
Molecule: messenger RNA, 10926 nt
Organism: Bombus pyrosoma
Lineage: Eukaryota; Metazoa; Arthropoda; Insecta; Hymenoptera; Apidae
Gene: p120ctn
Product: catenin delta-2
Exons: 16
Coding region: 1279-4167 (962 amino acids)
Biological process (GO): cell-cell adhesion; cell-cell junction assembly
Cellular component (GO): adherens junction; cytoplasm; plasma membrane
Molecular function (GO): cadherin binding
Source: RefSeq, a predicted model, not a curated record